Messenger RNA from Falco peregrinus (peregrine falcon), 3440 nucleotides. It is a transcript of the gene TRIM67, whose product is annotated as tripartite motif containing 67. The record is from RefSeq and is a predicted model, not a curated record. NCBI's taxonomy places the organism in Eukaryota, Metazoa, Chordata, Aves, Falconiformes, Falconidae. Gene Ontology annotation, molecular function: protein binding; zinc ion binding. The transcript has 10 exons. The coding region runs from base 369 to 2606 and encodes 745 amino acids.
CUGCCCUCCCUCCUCCCCCGCCUCCCUUCCCCAUAUAUUAUUACUCUAUGCCACCAACGUUAAAACAGCCCCACCGCGCUCGCUGCCCGCGCCGCGGCCGGCCGGCCGCCUCUCCCUCGCCCCCAGCCGCCUGCAGCCGCCGGGCGGCUCCUCGGACCCGGCCCGGCGCGGCGCGGAGCUGUCUACCCCCGGCGGGUGCUGAACCGCCCGGCGCGGCAGCGGGGGCCGGAGCCCUCCCGGCCUCGCCCCGGCGUCCGGAGCCGAGGUAGGCGGCGAGGGGCGCUGCGGGGGAUGGGGGGAGCCGGCUGCGACCCCGCGCCGCCCGCCUGAGCCUGCCCGCGCCCCGCACACAAAGCCGCGGCGCGGCCAUGGAAGAGGAGCUGAAGUGCCCGGUGUGCGGCUCGCUCUUCCGGGAGCCCAUCAUCCUGCCCUGCUCGCACAAUGUCUGCUUGCCCUGCGCCCGCACCAUCGCCGUGCAGACCCCGGAGAGCGAGCAGCACCUGCCGGCCCUGCUCCACCCGCGGGGCCCCGCGCCGCCCGCCGCCGUCGCCGCGCCGGGCCCGGGAGCGGCCGCGGGCUCCGCCGCCUGCCUGGACUCGGAGUGCGCGGCGGGCGGCGGCGGCGGCGGGGACCACGCGGACAAGCUGAGCCUGCACAGCGAGACCGACAGCGGCUACGGCUCCUACACCCCCAGCCUGAAGUCCCCCAACGGCGUGCGGGUGCUGCCGCUGGUGCCGGCGCCCCCGGGAGCGGCGGCGGCUCCGCGGGGCGCGGGUCCCGCCAGCUCCUCCCUCACCUGCCCGCAGUGCCACCGGAGCGCCUCCCUGGACCAGCGCGGCCUCCGCGGCUUCCAGCGCAACCGGCUGCUGGAGGCCAUCGUGCAGCGCUACCAGCAGGGCCGCGCCGCCGCCGCCGCCAAGUGCCAGCUCUGCGACCGCAGCCCGCCCGAGCCGGCCGCGGUGCUGUGCGAGCAGUGCGAGGUGCUGUACUGCGCCGCCUGCCAGCUCCGCUGCCACCCGGCCCGCGGGCCCUUCGCCAAGCACCGCCUGGCGCCGCCGCCCGCACACCCGGGCGCCCCCGGCGGCGGCGGCAGCGGCGGCGGCGGCGGCGGCGGCGGCGACGGCGGGAAGGGGGCGGGCGGCGGCCGCAAGCUGCCGACGUGCGCCGAGCACGACCUGGAGAACUACAGCAUGUACUGCGUGAGCUGCCGCAGCCCCGUCUGCUACCAGUGCCUGGAAGAGGGCAGGCACGGCAAGCACGACGUGAAGGCCCUGGGCGCCAUGUGGAAGCAGCACAAGGCACAGCUGUCUCAGGCUUUAAACGGUGUUUCAGAUAAAGCAAAAGAAGCUAAAGAAUUUUUGGUUCAGCUGAAAAAUCUAUUGCAGCAGAUUCAGGAGAAUGGGUUGGAUUAUGAAGCUUGUCUUGUCGCUCAGUGUGAUGCCUUGGUUGAUGCGUUAACACGACAGAAGGCAAAACUGCUCACAAAGGUGACCAAAGAACGUGAGCACAAGCUGAAGGUUGUUUGGGACCAGAUAAAUCACUGUACACUGAAGCUACGUCAGUCAACAGGGCUUAUGGAGUACUGCCUAGAAGUUAUCAAAGAAAAUGAUCCUUCUGGGUUUUUACAGAUUUCGGAUGCUUUAAUCAAGCGUGUUCAGGUAUCUCAGGAACAGUGGGUCAAAGGAGCAUUGGAGCCAAAAGUGUCUGCUGAGUUUGACUUGACUCUGGAUAGCGAACCUUUACUGCAGUCCAUUCACCAGCUGGAUUUUAUUCAGAUGAAAUGUAGGGUGCCACCCGUCCCCUUACUGCAGCUGGAGAAGUGUUGCACCAGAAACAACAGCGUGACAUUGGCCUGGAGGAUGCCACCUUUGAGCCACAACCCGGUGGAAGGUUAUAUCUUGGAACUUGAUGAUGGAGAUGGUGGCCAAUUCCGAGAAGUGUAUGUUGGCAAGGAGACUCUCUGCACCAUUGAUGGUCUUCAUUUCAACAGUACCUAUAAUGCAAGAGUCAAAGCUUUCAACUCAUCAGGAGUUGGUCCUUACAGCAAGACAGUUAUUUUACAGACAUCAGAUGUGGCGUGGUUCACCUUCGACCCCUCCUCAGCUCACAGAGACAUAGUGCUGUCGAACGACAACCAGACUGCCACCUGCAACAGCUACGAUGACCGGGUUGUUCUUGGCACAGCAGCCUUCUCCAAGGGUGUGCAUUACUGGGAACUGCAUGUGGACCGGUAUGACAACCAUCCGGAUCCAGCCUUCGGUAUUGCCAGGAUUAAUGUUGUCAAGGACAUGAUGCUAGGCAAGGACGACAAGGCAUGGGCCAUGUACGUUGACAACAACCGCAGCUGGUUCAUGCAUUGCAAUUCUCACACCAAUCGGACUGAAGGAGGAGUUUCCAAAGGUGCCACUGUUGGUGUCCUGCUGGAUCUGAACAAGCACAACCUGACCUUUUACAUAAACGGGCAGCAACAAGGGCCUCCAGCAUUUGAAAACAUCGAGGGUGUCUUCAUGCCUGCACUGAGCCUCAAUCGAAAUGUCCAGGUGACCCUGCACACAGGACUGGAGGUGCCACAAUGUGUAAAACAGCCCAAGUUGCCCAACAACUAAAGAAGCCCCUGCCGGACCCUGCGCUGGAUUCUGUAAGCUCUCUCAGUGUGAUGUGGCACUUCUCAGUAAGUCAGUAAAAAAGCAUUCUCUUCCCGGACUUAACACAUUGUACAGCGUGUUGCUCACCGAAUAAUCCACUGGUUACAGCUAGCCCACUCCAUUUUUCAUUUAACAGCCAUAGCAAGCAUACCCACUGACCUGGCACCCAAUUGCAGAUGGGUACCUGGGCGUAUCUACACUGUAUUGCAUACGUAUGAACACACACACACACACACACACACACACACACGUACAUUUAUAAAGCAAAAGGUUAAAUGAGUGUAUUUGCUCUCUCAUGGCUGGUUUUCAGCUUGGAUAUUAGGUGUGCCGGAAAAAGUGGGUAAGAUUAAAGCUGAGGGACAAUGGCUGUUGGAGCAAUUUACCAGUGGGUGAACUGGAUUCUCUUUGCCACCUGAAGUCCUUAAAUCAACGAAGCAUAUGUUUUGACAGCUGAAGUGGAUGCUGUGUGCUCAAGAAUUCCUGGUUGUCCAUUACAUUCAGGGGCUCAAAUGACCAUUAAUUAUUCCUUCUGGCUCUAGACUGCAGUAAGCUAUGGGAUAACAUCCCUUUAGAAUUCCGUGGCAGAACUUAACGAGAAUAAGAUUGGUUUCCAAGCACUGCCAUGUAGUAGUUGUGCUCAUUUUAGCUAACACCAUGAUACAUGCAGAAUUCAGAUAUGAAAAGUAGAGAAAAAUAUCCUUGACACAUUUUAGUGUUUUUUAUUUAGGUGUGAUUGUGGAGACUAUCAGACACAGAAGAUCUGAUCAGCACAACUUGAGAAAAUGGUGCAGGGGA